AGGAAUUAUGACACUGAGCCGUGGCCCGUACAGCGAGCUCGAUAAAAUGAGCCUUUUUCAGGACCUAAAAUUGAAACGACGAAAAAUCGAUUCAAGAUGCAGCAGUGAUGGCGAAUCAGUAGCCGAUACCUCCACCUCCUCGCCCGAUCUACUCGCACCGAUGUCACCAAAAAUGUGCGAUACCGGCGGUGCCGGUGCUGGCGGUGGCGGCGGCGGUCAUGGAGGUGGCGUCGUCGGCGGCGGUGCACUCUCCGUCGUCACCUUGACCGCCACCUCCACCAUUGCGCCCGCCACCGCCUGCUCGACCAGCAGCAGCGGCAUGCCAACUGCCACCAGCAGCAAUAUCGGUCACAAUGUGUGUGCGCCCAUGCCUCCAAGCGCCGCCACCACAACGGUAGUUGUGUCCGCUAGCAAGGCAGCAGCUGUGAAAGCUGAACAAAAACAUCAGCAGCAACAGCAACAGCAGCAGCAACAACAACAACAACAGACUGAAAUUCACUCGUCCAGCGGCACUGUUAGCGCAGCGGCCGCCUCGUCUGUGAUGUCACCGCCACUAACCACAACUAUGCGCAUGUCACCUGCGCCCGCGACUGAUCUGAGCUUGCCAGCAGGCCGUCGUACGCCUAGCAAUGUCACUACGCCUACGCGAACUACGCCAACACCACCGCAUAAUAAUGGCAAUGCGAGCAGCAGUUGUGGCACAAGUAAUAAUGGUGGUAGUAGUCGCGCCUCGCCAGACUCCAUGGAUGAGCGGCCCUCCACGACCACAACAACAACAACGGGCGGCACGCAGCUUUCCACAAAUGGAAUGCAUGUAGCUGGCAGCGGUGGUGCAGGCGGCGAUUGCAUGCAGGGAUCUGCGGGCGCCGAGUGUGGAGUUAGCAAUUUAAGUGUCAUACGCUCAGUAAAGGAAGAGCGCAUAGCUGCCUCGCCCACGAAAAUGCUAUCCUACCAGCAGCACCAGCAUCAUCAGCAGCAGCAACAGCAAAUGCAAUAUCAGCAGCACGCGCAGUCCGCGCCAACACCAACUCAAUCCAAAGGUCUCACGCAGUCGCAGCAGCAUGUCACAGUGCUGGUGACGCCGUCACGUAUUAAGUCUGAAUCAGCGUCGCAGCAGCAUCAUACGCCGCAAAUGCCGCCAACUUCAUUGCAACAUCUGACACACCACCACCCAGCCUUCUCUACGUCUGUGGCCACUGCGUCCGCCUCAGCCACAUCAUCCUCCUCCUCCGCCGCGACGGUGACUACAACUAGCAGCGCUAGCACAUCGUCACUACACGCUAGCUCGCCAUCGCCCACGCCAUUACCAACAUCCGCGGCGGCAACGUUGCAUCACCAACAUCUACAUCACCCGCCGCCGCCAAUCGUGCAGACCCAUCACCUGCACCAACAGCUCACACAACCGCAGCUGCGGAAGAGCAGUCCGCCAACAGGUAUGAGUUUACCGCAGCAGCACCUGCUCAACCAAUCCAUGCAGCACUUGACGCAACAGCAGCAAUUCCAGCUGCUGCAGCAAGCAGCCGCGAUGUCGCAGCGUCCAACGCAAAUGUCGCCUAACGCUAUGAGUUCAUCGCCUGGCGCGCGACAUCAGUCAUCGCCACACCAGCAUCUCAUGCAGCAGCACCAACAACAACAACAGCAACAGCAGCAUCAACAUGCUCGCAUCAAGAAGGAGCCCGCGCAACUGCUAGCCGCCGCCGCCGCCGCAGGCAGCUUGUUGGGUAACAGCGGCGUCGGGCAACGCCACUUACACUCACCACAUCACCACCACCCUUCAUCGCCGCAGCACCAACAACAACAAUCAGCGCCGCAGUUGCCGCCACAGACGCUGGGUAAUAUCGCACAGCUGAUACAUCCAGCCUCACUACAGUCGCUACGCCAUCCCAGUCGAGAUGCCGGUAUACUUUUUCGCGUGAAGAACGAGGUGCACCAGCAGGUGGCCGCUGCGCAGCUCAUGCAGCCAGGUGCUGCUGCCGCCGCCGCCGCGGCUGCACAACGCAUGGUUUGGGUAUCGAACGCGCGCAUAAACGGCGUCAAACCGGAGGUAAUAGGAGGACCGUUGGGUAAUCUGCGGCCUGGUGGACCCGCGCAAUCACCUUCGCCACAUCACUCUUCAUCCUCGUCGUCAUCACAGCUGUCACCACAGACGCCUUCGCAAACACCGCCACGCGGAACUCCGACCGUCAUCAUGGGUGAAAGUUGUGGCGUACGCACUAUGGUUUGGGGCUACGAGCCGGCACCCCCCACAGCAGGUCCAUCACCUACACAUGGCGGCAGCAGUAGCAAUAGUGGUUCGAGUGGUAUGCAUCAAACACCGCCUUCGACGCCAUUGCAUCAACAUGGGCAACCACUGUUGCAGCAACAUCCGCCAUCCUCUAUGUCUUCGCUCUCCCAACAGUCGCAUCACUCAUCACAGUCAUCACUGCAGUCUGCGUCAUCGCCCUCGGCGGGCUCUCUUACACCGACACACACGCCUGGUCCUUCGCUGCAAAACAACGAAGAAGCGGCGCAGCUAUUGCUCUCGCUCGGCCAGACCCGCAUACAAGAUGUGCGACCACGCCCUCACCAAUUUCGCACGCCACAUGCGCUCAAUAUGGAGCGGCUGUGGGCGGGCGAUUACUCGCAAUUGCCGCCUGGACAAAUUCACGCACUAAAUUUGAGCGCGCAACAGCAGUGGGGUAGCUCAAAUGCGACGGGUCUGAGUCGAGGCUUAGAUGCGCCACAUGAGCCCACAGAUGAGGAUGAUCAGCCGUUAGUGUGUAUGAUUUGCGAGGAUAAAGCGACU
This is a messenger RNA of Rhagoletis pomonella (apple maggot), 2785 nucleotides long. Its product is annotated as hormone receptor 4-like. The record is from RefSeq and is a predicted model, not a curated record. NCBI's taxonomy places the organism in Eukaryota, Metazoa, Arthropoda, Insecta, Diptera, Tephritidae.